Molecule: messenger RNA, 4029 nt
Organism: Rangifer tarandus platyrhynchus (Svalbard reindeer)
Lineage: Eukaryota; Metazoa; Chordata; Mammalia; Artiodactyla; Cervidae
Source: the annotation of a GenBank genome assembly
AUGGCAGAACUCACGGUGGAGACGCGGACCAGUGUGGACUGGCAGAAGCGCUACCUGGCUCUAGAAACCCAACUUUUCCGGUUCCGACUGCAGGCCAGCAAGAUCAGAGAGCUGCUGGCCGACAAGAUGCAGGAGCUGGAGCAGAGGCUGCUGGAGGCAGAGCAGAGAGCAGAGAACGCGGAGACCCAGGUGGGUGUGAUGGAAGAGAAGGUGAAAUUGUCCAAUCUGAUGAGUGUGGACUCAGCAGGCAGCCUGCACCGGAAGUACCAAGAGUUGCUGAAAGCCAUGCAGGGCAAAGAGGAGCUCAUCAUCGAGCUGGAGGCACAGCUGGAGAAGCAGAAGCAGAUGAGAGCUGAAGAGGCAAAAGUUGUUCAAGAAAAAGCUGCAAAGAUCAAAGAAUGGGUAACACUGAAAUUAACAGAACUUGAGAUGGAGAAUCAGCACCUGAAAAGCUGUAAUCAGCACCUGGUGGAGCAGGUGGGAGCCCUUCAACAUGCACUAGAAGCUCUGCAGAUGGCACCUUCAGGGAAGCUGCUGGCGGCCCCCCAGGGAACCAUAGAGCGGGAGUCUGUCCCUUCAGGACCAGGGGCCCAGCCAGCGGGGCAGGACAGUGGCCCUCCAGCCCAGGGUGCCCUGAACACAGCUAUCCCCGCACCUUCUCCGGGUGCCCUGCAGAGCAAAGACUCUGUUCCUAAAGCAGGAAGCCCCGUGGAGGAUUCUAGUUCCCAGACAGUCCACCCUGGAGCAACAUCAGAGGCCAAGACCCUUCCACUUCGUCUGGGAAGACAGGGCUGUCCUGGCCAGCUGUGCCUGAGGCCUCGCACCCCCAGGCAUGGUCUGGCCUCCUGGGGUGAGGGCCUGGUCACUGCUCAGGGAGGGACGCUCCCCCGGAUGAAGACUUCUGCCAAGGAAGCUGGCCCCGGCUGCAGCCUGACCCUGCCAAAGGCCCGGGCUCCCAGUACCCUCUGGGACAGCAUCCAGCUGGCCAAGCGGCACCACAGCCAGCCUCAGGCAGGCCCUGGGCACUUCAGCCACGUGGUGCACAUUGAGAUGGGGACCCUCUCAGCCUUCCACCCCCUUGGCCUUCCCAAGGGGGCGGUCAGAGUCGAGCCCUGGGAGGAACCAGAGAAGAUGGAGAUGGAGGAGCAACCCCCUGCGGGGAAGAAGGAGGCCCCGGGAGCAGAGCUGGAGGAAGUGAAUUUGGAGAACAAACCACCGCCACCCCCCUUGCACCGCUUUCCAUCCUGGGAGAGCCGGAUCUACGCUGUGGCCACGUCGGGCAUGCGGCUGUCUGAAGUGUCUGUCAGAAGUAAUGCCACCUGCUGCGCUUCAAGCCCUCCUGCCCUUGCAUCACCCGGGGCGUUCUCUGGCCUUGUCUACAAGAACGUCACCGUGCCUGUCUACACCGCCCUGAAGGGGAAAGCCACGCAGAUCAGCUCGGUGCCCUUUGUGGACGAGUCCUCUGGGUCCGAUGAUGACUGCAGCUCCCAGGCAAGCUUUCGAAUUUCACUCCCCUGCUCUGAGUCCAGGAAGACCAGUGGACUGGGCAGUCCCCGGGCCAUCAAGAGAGGCGUCUCCGUGUCCUCGCUGAGCUCCGAGGGUGACUACGCCAUUCCCCCGGAUGCCUGCUCCUUGGACAGUGACUACUCUGAGCCUGAGCACAAACUGCAGCGCACCUCAUCCUAUUCCACGGACGGGCUGGGCCCAGGCGGGGAGUCACUGGAGAAGUCGGGAUACUUGCUGAAAAUGGGGAGCCGGGUGAAGACGUGGAAGAGGCGCUGGUUUGUGCUGAGACAGGGACAGCUCAUGUACUACAAGUCUCCGAGUGAUGUCAUCCGGAAACCUCAAGGCCAAGUGGAACUAAACUCCCGUUGCCAGAUUGUUCGAGGGGAAGGUGCACAGACAUUCCAGCUCAUCUCUGAGAAGAAGACCUACUACCUGACGGCUGACUCGCCCAGCCUGCUGGAGGAGUGGAUCCGUGUUCUGCAGAGCCUGCUGAAGGUCCAGGCCAUUGGGCCUCCAGCGCCGCCUCAGGGGGGCUCCAAGCCCACUGUGAAGGGCUGGCUGACCAAGGUCAAGCAUGGCCACUCCAAGCUGGUCUGGUGUGCUCUUGUUGGGAGAACCUUCUAUUACUAUCGAAGCCAUGAAGACAAGCGACCCCUGGGCCGUCUGCCUGUGCGGGACGCUCACAUAGAGGAAGUGGAUCGAUCCUGUGACUCAGAUGAGGACUAUGAGGCUGGAGGAACCCGGCGGUUGCUGUCCUCCCACUACACCCUGGUGAUCCACCCCCCGGAGCACAGCCCCACCUACCUCCUCAUUGGCACCAAGCAUGAAAAGGAUACGUGGCUUUACCACCUCACAGUGGCUACGGGUGGCAGCAGUGCCAAGGUGGGCACUGCCUAUGAGCAGCUCAUUGGAAAGCUGAUGGAUGGUGAGGGAGACCCAGACUCCCCACUCUGGAGGCACCCCAUGCUGUGCUACACCACAGACGGGCUGUACACCUCCCUCACCACCCUGCCGUCCGAGGCCCUGCAGACGGAGGCUGUCAAGCUCUUCAAGUCCUGCCAGCUCUUCAUCAACGUGCCCGUGGAAGCCGCCUCGGUGGACUACCAUGUAUCCCUGGCGCAGACAGCGCUGCAGGUCUGCCUGGCUCACCCCGAGCUACAGAGCGAGAUCUACUGCCAGCUCGUGAAGCAGGCCAGCUGCCGCCCGCCGCAGAAGUCCUCCCUCAUGCAGUGCUGGCAGCUCCUGGCUCUGUGCGCCCCCCUCUUCCUGCCUCAGCACCACUUCCUCUGGUACUUCAAGCAGCAGCUCCAGCGCCAUGCGGAUCCCAGAAAUGAAACCGGCCAGUACGCCACGUACUGCCAGCGGGCGGUGGAGCGGACGCUGCAGACUGGGGAGCGGGAGGCCAGGCCGUCGCGCAUGGAGGUGGUGUCCAUCCUGCUGCGGAACCCCUUCCACCACUCCCUGCCCUUCAGCAUCCCUGUGCACUUCGCCAACGGGACCUACCAGGUGGUGGGUUUUGAUGGCUCCUCCACUGUGGACGAGUUCCUCCAGCGGCUAAACCAGGAGACAGGCAUGAGGAAGGCCUCCCAUUCUGGCUUUGCCCUCUUUACAGACGACCCUGCUGGCAGGGACCUGGAACACUGCCUGCAGGGGAGCGUCAAGAUCUGUGAUGCCAUCUCCAAGUGGGAACAAGCCCUGAAGGAGCUGCACACCGGAAAGUCUGAGGGUGGCACACGUGUUGUGAAGCUGAUGUACAAGAACAGGCUGUAUUUUCGGAGUCAAGUCAAAGGGGAGACAGAGCGAGAGCGUCUGCUGCUCGCCUCCCAAACUAACAGAGAGAUAGUGGCAGGGAGGUUUCCUGUCAACAAGGAGCUGGCUCUGGAGAUGGCUGCCCUGAUGGCUCAGGUAGAGUACGGGGACUUGGAGAGGACCAUCCUGCCGGGGCCUGGGGGUACACUCUCUGCCAAGACUCAGCAUCACCUCCAGCAGGUCCUGGACAGGUUCUACCCAAGGCGCUACAGACAUGGGGUUCCCGCUGAACAGCUGAGGCUCCUGGCAGACCAGCUGACCACGAAGUGGGCGGCACUGCACGGCUGCUCCUCUCCUGAGUGCAUCCGCAUCUACCUGGCAGUGGCCCGGAAAUGGCCCCUCUUUGGUGCUAAGCUCUUUGCUGCUCAGCCUGCACAGCUGUCUUCCAAGGAGAGAGCUCUGGUGUGGAUUGCUGUGAAUGAGGAUGGAGUCAGCAUCUUGGACCACAACACUAUGCAAGUGCACGUCACGUAUCCCUACUCUUCGGUGACGACCUUCGGUGGCUGCCGAGAUGACUUCAUGCUUGUGAUCAGAUCCCUUCCAGACCAGAGCUCUGGGAAAGGCCACGUUGAGAAGUUGAUCUUCCGGAUGGCUGCUCCCAAGAUUGCAGAGAUGACCUUCAUCUUGGCCAGCUACAUGAACCACUGCUCCACAACUGUGAACCCACCCACCGCCCCCACUGCUGCGUGCCAGCCAUGGGAACUGCAUGGAUGA